CUUAUAAAUGUCUCGAGUCUAUUACACAUCUACUCUCACUUCUUCUCAUAUAUGUUAUUAACAUUAAUAAAAACGUUGUUACAAAGUUAGUUGUACCAAAAAACUAUAAUGGUUGUGAAACUAUACGGGCAGGUAACUGCAGCUUGUCCACAAAGAGUCUUGCUUUGUUUUUUGGAGAAAGAAAUUGAGUUUGAGAUUGUUCAUGUCGACCUUGAUACAUUAGAGCAGAAGAAACCAGAACAUCUUCUUCGUCAGCCAUUUGGUCAAGUCCCAGCCAUAGAAGAUGGAGAUUUCAAGCUAUUCGAAUCUAGAGCCAUUGCGAGAUACUAUGCGACCAAAUACUCCAACCAAGGCACGAACCUUUUGGGCAAGUCACUAGAGCACCGAGCCAUCGUGGACCAGUGGGCCGACGUGGAGACCCAUUACUUUAACGUUCUGGCGUUCCCCAUUGUGCUUAACCUAGUCAUCAAGCCCAGGUUAGGCGAAGAAUGUGACGCCGUUUUGGUCGAGGAGCUCAAGGCGAAGCUAGGGGUGGUCUUGGACAUAUACGAGAAUCGGCUUGCGUCGAACCGGUUUUUGGCUGGUGAUGAAUUCACUAUGGCUGAUUUGACGCACAUGCCAGCGAUGGGAUACUUGAUGCGUACCGAUGUAAACCAGAUGGUUAAGGCUCGAGUGAAUAUGAACCGAUGGUGGGAAGAGCUUACCGCUAGACCGGCUUGGAAGAAGCUUAUGAAGAUGGCUGGUUUUGAAGCUUGAGUUUAUAACAAUCCAAACCAACUACGCGUUUCAUACUUUCUGUUUAAUCUGUCUGUCUGAGUUUUGUACAUUACAAUAAUUAAAUCAAUUUGCUUUUGAAGA
Messenger RNA from Brassica napus (rape), 858 nucleotides. RefSeq names its product glutathione S-transferase F12. The coding region runs from base 109 to 756 and encodes 215 amino acids. NCBI's taxonomy places the organism in Eukaryota, Viridiplantae, Streptophyta, Magnoliopsida, Brassicales, Brassicaceae. Gene Ontology annotation, molecular function: glutathione transferase activity; glutathione binding. Gene Ontology annotation, cellular component: cytoplasm. The record is from RefSeq and is a predicted model, not a curated record. The transcript is spliced from 3 exons.